Messenger RNA from Meleagris gallopavo (turkey), 3044 nucleotides. NCBI's taxonomy places the organism in Eukaryota, Metazoa, Chordata, Aves, Galliformes, Phasianidae. The record is from RefSeq and is a predicted model, not a curated record.
GGUCUGACAAACCUUCCUGCGCAUGCUCACAAAGUAAGACGGUUCAAGAGAGAGCACGGCUGUCUCUUCCAGACCCAAGGGACUGUGAGUGUGCUAGGAGAAGCCUGCGCUCUGUCACACGAGUCCCCAGUUCCUCUCAGAUGAAGGCACUCCGGAGCUGACGGCGCAUGUCACAAGGAGGAAGAGGGGACAUUUUGUGCAGGAGACAGCUUGCUCUUACAGAGCUCUGUAAGCAUAGAUUUAAGGUUUUCUCCAUUAUCUCCAGUGGUUUUCUUACCACUGUGCACAUUGCGUGCCAUUUUCUUUCCUUCUUGUCAGUAUGCUUUCAUUUGGUUUUUAGCUUCGUGCCAGUGCCAUUCUGAUCCUGUUUUGCAAAAGUAACGGCACAGCUAACAAGAUGAAUGGAGCUUUGGAUCAUUCAGACCAACCAGACCCAGAUGCCAUUAAGAUGUUUGUUGGACAGAUUCCCCGUUCAUGGUCGGAAAAAGAGUUAAAAGAACUUUUUGAGCCUUACGGAGCUGUCUACCAGAUUAAUGUUCUCCGAGACAGAAGUCAGAACCCUCCCCAAAGUAAAGGUUGUUGUUUCGUAACAUUUUAUACAAGAAAAGCUGCUCUUGAGGCACAGAAUGCACUGCACAAUAUUAAAACUUUACCUGGGAUGCAUCAUCCUAUUCAGAUGAAACCCGCAGAUAGUGAAAAGUCCAAUGCUGUGGAAGACAGAAAAUUGUUCAUAGGAAUGGUUUCGAAGAAGUGUAAUGAGAAUGAUAUCAGGGUGAUGUUUUCUCCGUUCGGCCAGAUAGAAGAAUGCCGAAUCCUUCGGGGACCUGAUGGGCUGAGCAGAGGCUGUGCGUUUGUCACAUUUUCUACAAGGGCAAUGGCACAGAAUGCAAUCAAAGCCAUGCACCAGUCUCAGACCAUGGAGGGCUGCUCUUCGCCAAUCGUGGUGAAGUUUGCUGAUACCCAAAAGGACAAAGAGCAGCGGCGUUUGCAGCAGCAGUUGGCACAGCAGAUGCAACAGCUCAAUACUGCCACUUGGGGAAACCUCACGGGUCUUGGAGGACUCACACCACAAUAUCUAGCUCUUCUGCAGCAAGCAACUUCCUCCAGUAACUUGGGUGCCUUCAGCGGCAUUCAGCAAAUGGCCGGCAUGAACGCUUUACAAUUACAGAAUUUGGCAACUUUAGCAGCUGCAGCAGCCGCCGCCCAAACCUCAGCUACUACCACCAAUGCAAAUCCUCUCUCCACAACGACUGGUGCUCUGGGAGCCCUCACAAGUCCGGUGGCUGCAUCAACUGCUAAUUCCACAGCUGGUGCAGCCAUGAAUUCUUUGACUUCUUUGGGUACUCUCCAAGGACUGGCUGGAGCCACCGUUGGACUGAAUAAUAUUAAUGCACUAGCAGUUGCUCAAAUGCUCUCAGGUAUGGCGGCCCUGAACGGAGGACUCGGCGCAACAGGCUUGACGAAUGGUACGGCCGGCACAAUGGACGCGCUCACCCAGGCCUACUCAGGAAUCCAGCAGUAUGCUGCCGCUGCGCUGCCCACCUUGUACAGCCAGAGCUUGUUGCAGCAGCAAAGCGCCGCGGGCAGCCAGAAGGAAGGUCCAGAAGGGGCAAACCUCUUUAUUUACCACCUCCCCCAGGAAUUUGGAGACCAGGACAUUCUGCAGAUGUUCAUGCCUUUUGGAAAUGUUAUCUCUGCUAAAGUCUUCAUUGACAAACAGACCAAUCUGAGCAAGUGCUUUGGUUUUGUUAGCUAUGACAAUCCAGUCUCUGCACAAGCUGCUAUCCAGGCUAUGAACGGCUUUCAGAUUGGCAUGAAACGCUUGAAGGUUCAGCUGAAACGCUCCAAAAAUGACAGCAAACCUUACUGAUCUUAACCCCAGAUGCUUACUGCUCUUAUUUUAGCUUUCUUAGGACAUCUCCAUGCCCGUUAGCCCAUCGUUUGCCUAGCAUGUCCCUGUGGCGUCUCAAAAAAAAAAGUUUCAUCGUCCCGUCAUUGUUUCUGAUGUCUUUCUGACCUCACAUCAUAUUUGGUUCUCCUACUGACCUUUGAUCUAGUUUGACCUUUGAAAUUUGCAUGUGACCUCAUCUAGCUAUGAAUUCUGGGAAGUCAAUGUGAAAAAACAUUGCUGCAUUCACGCAAGACUGAAAUUUAUUAUUAGAUAAAUUAAUGAUAGGAUUUAAAGACAACCUGUGGCAAAAUGUUUUUUCUUUUCUUUUCCUUUUUUUUUUUCUUUUUUUUUCUUUUUCCUUUGGGUUUCGUUUUUGUUUUUGUUUUUGUUUUUCAUUUCGUAAAAAAAUAAAAUAAAAUAAAAAAACAGACUUGAAAGUAUUAUACAGGGAUUGGCAUUCUGCCUGGUCACUGGUGACAAUAGCAAUAUGUGUCCAGAGGCACAGAAUGUUGGUUUCUAACAGACUACUUCCAAAACAGUUUGAGAAAUAAAACUGUCUGAUUUUAAGUCUCUAGAGGUCUGUAAUAGUUUUUACAUUUUUCAGGCAGUGUAAAGUUUUUUGAUAAGGCCAUUUUAGGUGGCUCACUUUCUCAUUAAAGUAUAUAUAUAGAACCACUUUUUGUAGAUUAGUAUAAGAAAAUAUUUACCCUGUUUUAGGGCAAAUGCUACCUACUUGUGUCACCUUUUGCUGAACUGACUCACAGUUAGACAAUCCAUGGUUUAAUGCACAUGAAAUUACCUAUAUUUUAUACUGUUUCAAUGUACAGAAGAAAGGUUACUGUAAAAUGUGUUACGUUGGUGCUUCUGUGAAUUAAGUUGUGGUUUCAUCAUGAGUCUUAUGGUCUUAAGUGUUCUAUGUUUAUAAAAACGAGUUUAAAAUUGGUUUACUUGAAGAAGGAGAACAAAAACGAGAUUCAAAAAAAAAAAAACCAAAAAAAAAGUUGUUUGCUUAAAAAAAAAAAGAAUUUCAUGUGAAAAAAAAUUAAAAAAUAUUCCAGAAUAAGUUUGUGUUGGCUUGUGACGCAUUGAUGUCAUUUUUUUAUUGUGAACAAUUUAGAUGUGUUUGUGUUCAGCAAAAUGUGAUCAGUUUUUC